Messenger RNA from Acromyrmex echinatior (Panamanian leafcutter ant), 2258 nucleotides. It is a transcript of the gene DIP-lambda, whose product is annotated as Dpr-interacting protein lambda. Lineage: Eukaryota; Metazoa; Arthropoda; Insecta; Hymenoptera; Formicidae. The record is from RefSeq and is a predicted model, not a curated record. Gene Ontology annotation, cellular component: neuron projection.
GCAGCCGGUGAUUCCGUGGACCCUCUCUUGGAGUCGGAGGCGUCGAUUCUGUUAGCGGGAAAGUGCCGCUGCGAGGGGUGCGUUUCGAAAAGGCACUUUGCCGCUCCAGGAGUGGCUAGACGUAUCUGUGGUGGGGAGAUAUUAUAGCGAGAGCGGAGCCGAGAGGGUAAGGAGAGAGAGAAGCAGCAGGGGGUGAGAUAAGCAGUCAGAGCGAGAGAAAGAGGAAAGAGAGUGAGCAAACGAGCGAGAGAGAGAGAGAGAGAGGGGGGAAGCAGGUAGAUAGAGAGAGGUCGCGGAGAGAGGGAAGGGACGGUCCGGAGGGAUGGAGACCGUGAGAGCGUGAGAGGGUAGCGAUUGUGCUACAGUCGCACCGCGACACCCCCACGAGCGAAAUCGCGCGCGGCAGCCCGCAUUUUCGUGUAUAAAAGCCGUGUACGUGUAUCACGAAAAAGGACCCGCGAACAGUGCUAUGCUUUUGAGGCUGCAAUUGGGAAGGUGUCCUCCAUCUUCGUCAUUGGCUUUAUCCUCAUCGUUUUCUUUCAAGUGAGAGCGUAAAAGCCAUACGGAGUGUAGCGCUUCCAAUGGGGUCAGUAUGAGCAGGAAAGAGUUCUUAGUGACAAACGAAACGAGAAGCUAAGAACGCAUGCCUAAAUUAGCUCGGGAAGCGGAUAACUUGCUGGUAAGCGGCUAACGGGUCACUUCCAGGGGAUAAUAGAUCGCCGACUGGUGUCCCGAAGACUCAUCAGAAAACUGGUCGACUCUCAUGGCAGCGCGGAAACUCGCAGCCCUCUUCGCCGCAGUCCUGCAACUUUGCUUAUGCCAAAUCACCCCCGAAGUUUUGCCCGAGUUUUUAGCUCCUUUAGAAAAUCACACGGUGAUCCAAGGUCGUGACGUCUUCUUCACCUGCGUCGUUAAUCAUCUGCAGUCUUACAAGGUAGCCUGGAUAAAGUCGGAUUCUCGAGCGAUUCUGGCGAUCCAUACGCACAUGGUGGCGCACAAUAGCCGACUAUCCGUCACGCACAACGGGCACAACACGUGGAAACUACACGUGUCGAAUGUCCAGAAGAACGACUCUGGUACCUACAUGUGUCAAGUCAAUACCGACCCUAUGCGCAGUCAGAUGGGAUAUAUGGAAGUAGUGAUACCGCCCGACAUAAUGGAUGACGAGUCUGCAGAUGGUAUGGUCACUCACGAAGGAGGCAAUAUAAGAUUGCGAUGCGUCGCCACAGGUUCGCCGAAGCCUAUUGUCACUUGGAAACGAGAAGACGGUCGUAACAUUAUCCUCAGAGAGGAUGGGCAGAAACAAUCUCUGAAAACCUUCGUCGGUGAGACGCUGGAACUGACGGGAGUGCUUCGGCAAGAGAUGGGCACGUAUCUCUGCAUAGCCAGCAACAAUGUGCCACCGACGGUCAGCAAGCGUUACUCCGUCGAUGUUCACUUUUCACCUCUUAUUAAAGUGACAAAUCAAUUAGUGGCCGCGCCGAUUAAUAGCGACGUCGUGUUGCAAUGUUACGUCGAAGCGUCGCCGCAUGCUAUGAAUACUUGGUACAGAGAUGCAGGCGAGAAACUGCUGCCCAGUGACAAAUACGUAAUGACGGAGCAACCGUUGAACGAGUACUCCUGGCAAAUGAAUCUCACUGUCAAUUCCCUGGAAAAACGGGACUUUGGUGGAUACGUGUGCUCGUCCGUCAACGCGCUCGGGAAGUACGACGGCGUAGUUCGGUUACAAGAGCUGCACCUUUCUGCGAAGACGACACCGACGACACUCAUGAAGAACACGGAUAUUAGGCAGCGCAAGAAGCCAGUAGCGAAGGGUAAAAAAAAGAACAACAGCAGUGGCAGGCGAGGACACGCGGGCGGUUUCGAGGAAGGUGAUUCCAUCAACAGCGAUGAUGAUUUCGGUACCACGCAGAUCAUGACCGGUAGCACUCAAGAGGGCCAAAGAACGGACAGGCCCGUCGUGCCUUCCUUACCGCCACCGCCUUGGGUCAUCGUAAAUGCCGCGAAUCUCAGGCAUCCCUCGGUGUCCGCGAUCUUGCUUUUGCUUCUUCUGCCGACCACUUUGUAAGACGAUGGCGAAGAGCUUCAGAAAUAAAUGAUUAUGAGAGAAACUACGAUUAUAAAGAUCCACGAGUCAGACCGAAGAAGAAUAAAUUUAGAGAGAUCUCGAUCCUGCGCGACACAGGUAGAAGAAUUAACAUUUGAUCAAUUAACGUUGAUUUAAAGUUUCAAGCAUUGACUUUUUGAAAUUUUUUUUA